CGCGCCUGCGCAGUGAGUGUCGACGGCCUCGAGCGCCUAGGCGGGAGGUGUUUCUGCAUGAGAGAAGAGAGCCGCUACAAGUGGACGUGGCUCAACAGGCUUUAGGAUGUUGGAAGAUGAAGAAAAGGUGAAGUUACGCCGACUUGAGCCAGCUAUCCAGAAAUUCACUAAGAUAGUGAUCCCAACAGACCUGGAGAGGUUAAGAAAACACCAGAUAAACAUUGAGAAGUAUCAGCGGUGCAGAAUUUGGGACAAAUUGCAUGAAGAACACAUCAAUGCAGGGCGCACUGUUCAGCAACUCCGCUCCAAUAUUCGAGAAAUGGAAAAGCUUUGCUUGAAAGUCCACAAGGAUGACCUGGUUCUUCUGAAGAGGAUGAUUGAUCCUGUUAAGGAAGCAGCAGCAGCAGCCACAGCAGAGUUUCUCCAGCUCCACUUGGAGUCUGUUGAAGAACUCAAGAAACAAUUUAAUGAGGAAGAAGCUUUAUUACAGCCUUCUCUGACCAGAUCCACGACUGUUGGUGGAGCACUCCACACUGCGGAGGCUGAAGCUGCUUCUCAGAGUCUGACUCAGAUAUAUGCCUUGCCUGAAAUUCCUCGAGACCAAAAUGCUGCUGAAUCCUGGGAUAACUUAGAAGCGGACUUAAUCGAACUUAGCCACCUGGUCACUGAUUUCUCCCUCCUAGUAAAUUCUCAGCAGGAGAAGAUUGACAGCAUUGCAGACCAUGUCAACAGUGCUGCUGUGAAUGUUGAAGAGGGAACCAAAAACUUGGGGAAGGCUGCAAAAUACAAGCUGGCAGCUCUGCCUGUGGCAGGUGCACUCAUCGGAGGAGUGGUGGGGGGUCCCAUCGGCCUCCUCGCAGGCUUCAAAGUGGCAGGAAUUGCAGCUGCACUUGGUGGUGGGGUGUUGGGCUUCACAGGUGGAAAAUUGAUACAAAGAAGGAAACAGAAAAUGAUGGAGAAGCUCACUUCCAGCUGUCCAGACCUCCCUAGCCAAAGCGACAAAAAAUGCAGCUAAAGCUCAGGCUUCCACCUGGGCCAUGCGUCCACCCUAAGGAGCACCUCGCUGCUGCGGAGUGCUCAGCUGCUGGACAGUGUCAGCCAGCCGUUCUCCAUGGCCGUGUGCUGUUGAGCCUCCGUCACUGGAUGCAUUUGUUUGCUGGCUGUUAAUGGAGAUGUUAGGAGUGGAGGAGCCUGGGCCGAGGGGUAUGGUGUCUGUCAGGUCCAGUUUAAAGACUGCCAAAGAGCAAAUGUUCUGCCUGGAAAUGUGAAGAUUGAACCUAUAACUCUAAGGAUCUAAGAUGUGUACAAAUGUAUCAGGCACAUGAGGGUCAAUGUGUUUGUAUAUUAUUAUUUCCUCCUGUAGGGAGAAACAGAAUGUGAGUUCGGGAGUCUUUCUGUCAGGUAGGGAUGUUGCCACCUAACAAGGGGUGCAGGCGAACUAUUUCUGUACUUGGGGACUGAUUGUACUUGGAUCCAUCUAUAUUUUCUGGUGAAGGUAAUUAAUACUAUAAAAUGGAAAGAGAA
Molecule: messenger RNA, 1524 nt
Organism: Microtus ochrogaster (prairie vole)
Lineage: Eukaryota; Metazoa; Chordata; Mammalia; Rodentia; Cricetidae
Gene: Stx17
Product: syntaxin 17
Biological process (GO): intracellular protein transport; vesicle fusion; exocytosis
Cellular component (GO): autophagosome membrane; plasma membrane; endomembrane system
Molecular function (GO): SNAP receptor activity; SNARE binding
Source: RefSeq, a predicted model, not a curated record